AUGGUAGUGGCGGAUCGUUGUGGUGGUAGCGACGACGACGAUGGUGGGGUGGUUGUGGAUAUAAUUAUAAUGAUGGAAAUGGUAGGUAUGGUAGCGACUGACAGUAGUGGUUGUCAGCGGUGGUGGUUGAUAGUAGUGGUGAUGGUGGCGGUUUGUAAUGGCAGAGAUAUGGUCAGUGGUGGUGGUGGGGAGGGGGCAGCGGCGUGGGGGGUGGAGAGUGGGUGGGUAGUGGGGUGGGGGUUUGGGAGGGUAAGGGUAGUUAUAUAUGGUGGCAAAGGUGGUGGGGUUAAAGAGUGGUUGAAACUUUACAAUGAUAGCGGUGGUUUUGAUAGCAGAGGUGCUGUUUUCGAAAUUUUCUCUGUUGCUCUUCUUCUUCUUCUUCCUGACAUCCCAUUCAUUCUUGAAGCAGGGCUGGAAUCUAAGGUCUUGGAACGUUCUCUAAAUCCACUCAUUCAACCUGUGCUUUAUGGUGCAGGGAUGCUAGGAAAAUCAUUUGUUACUCCUUUGCUGACCUUUAACUCUGCGUCAUGCUUGUCCGCUCCUGGUUGUGAUUCUGGCUCAGCAGCAGCAAACAGUCUAGUAUGGUACGCAAAUUGCUCGACUAGCGUUACAUCUAAUGUCACUAGGGGAUCUUGGUCGUCCAAUUAUCCAUCCAAGAAAUGGACAUUGCAUUCAACAGCUACGGACAAUAUAGCAUUAACCGAAGAAGAGAAGAAAACAUGGAACAAUAGCAGACAAGCUCUUUCUGCAUUAAAAUUUAACCCAGAGGAAGAAGACAAAAUAUUAGGAAAAGCAUUUGGCCACAUACAUUCGCCUUACUGGUAUGAAGAACGGAAGAGAGAGGUUCCACGACUAGAAGUUGUGAAUGAGAUAUUGGAUUAUUUAAGGAGUUUAAGCCUUACUGAUGAUGAUCUCACUAAACUUCUCAAGAAAUUCCCAGAAGUUCUUGGAUGUAGCCUUGAAGAUGAAAUGAAAAACAAUGUCGAAAUUUUGGCAAAGCAAUGGGGAAUUGAAGGUAAAACUCUGAGAAAGUUGCUUCUUCGAAAUCCAAAAGUUUUAGGCUACAACGUUGAUUGCAAAGGUGAUUGUGUGGCUAAAUGCACUCGCUGUUGGGCUCGGUUCUAACUGCUUUCCUGUUUAAUUCUCUUCCUUUUCUUUAUGUAUAAUAUUUAUCACGAUAUCAUUCUUCAACUGUUGUAUCUAAUCAUAGAUGAUAAUGAGAAUCGAGUGGUGAUUUAAUGUGCA
Lycium ferocissimum is the source of this 1245-nucleotide messenger RNA. RefSeq lists its product as uncharacterized. Gene Ontology annotation, biological process: regulation of DNA-templated transcription. The coding region runs from base 1 to 1125 and encodes 374 amino acids. The transcript is spliced from 4 exons. Lineage: Eukaryota; Viridiplantae; Streptophyta; Magnoliopsida; Solanales; Solanaceae. Gene Ontology annotation, molecular function: double-stranded DNA binding. The record is from RefSeq and is a predicted model, not a curated record.